AUGGCCCGGCCGCCGCCGCCACCGGGCGGCUACGGGCCGCUGCCCCGCGACGCGCCGGCAGGCGCGCCGCCCGCCGAGCCGCGGCCCGCCGCCCCGCGGCGACAGCGGGCGUGCCUGGCGGUCGUGGCGGCCGCGGCCACCUGCGCGCUGGUCGCGCCGCUCCUCACCUCCCGGGCGCCGCAGGCGCGCGAAAAGGCCGCGGGCGCCGCGGCGCUCAGGAGCGACCCCGCGCUUGCGCUCGUCAAGGACUUCGACAUUGUUCAAGCAGUCCGAGACAGGCUGUUCCGCCACGCAGACGCGACGGCGCCCGCCGCGUCGCCGCAGGCGGCGUCCUCCUCCGCGGAGAGCGGGGGCGACCCGACCCUCCAGUCCACGCAGGAGCUGGCCGCGGCGGCCGCCGCGGCUGCGCCGACGCCGCCGCGGCCUGCGCCCAGCCCCGCGCAGCGGGCGGCCAGCUCGGCCUCCAGCCAGUUCGGCUCCGCGGACGCUCUCGAAGGGGAGCCCGUCCAGGGCUGGGGCAGCGGCUUCUGCGGCAUCAACGCCAAUCCUCAUCUGUGCCCUCAGUUUUUGGACGAGCUGGCCGAAACCGACGAGGAGGGCGCCAAGAACAUACUCUGCCACGACGGCGGUGGCGAGACCCCGUGCGACCUGUUCCACAUCGGCCGGGACUGGGACCUGGUCGACCCAAGACUCUGCAAGAGAGCUCCUGGCCUGCUCUUCCUGUGGAGCACAGGGGACUUCAUGAACGCCGGCUUCGACCCGGUUCUGGAGAACGACCCGCUGUGCGGGGGCGGCGGCGGCCUGCCAGAUUGCCCCACCUGGGCGGCGCAGGCCUGGAUUGAGUACGCCGACAAGUGGGCCGUGGAGCUGGCCGAGGCCAGAGAUUCAGGCCUUGGGAUUGCAAGUCCACGCUUCUCUGGCGACGUCAUGGGGAAGUUCGCAAAGUUCUUCACGGCAUGCCCCGAUUGUGCCAAGGCGGACUCCCCGUACUACAUCGAUGCGCUCGGCUUCAACCAGGGAGUGAGGCACGGCCAGAUGCAGCAGGACGUCGCCGACAUCCGGGCCACUGCCACGGCGCUGAGGCAGACCUACCCCGGCCGGCGUGUCAUACUGGCGGACACCCACUGCGCUGGUGAGGCCAAGGCGUCGGUGCAGGCGGACAUGAUCCUGAACAGCGGACUGUUUGACAAGGCGGGCAGCCAGCUGGACGCGGUGUACUGGAACGUCUAUCCGCAGGGGUUCUCCGACGCAUCCGCCUGGAGCGUGCUGCCCGACGAGGUGCAGGAGGGGCCGGCGCAGGGCAAGACGCUGGGCCAGGAGGUCGAGCACGUGGCCGUCCUGUCGGACGGGAGCCUGUCCCUUCUGCAGUGA
Messenger RNA from Prorocentrum cordatum, 1371 nucleotides. Lineage: Eukaryota; Dinophyceae; Prorocentrales; Prorocentraceae. The record is from the annotation of a GenBank genome assembly.